UCCGUCAGUGUCGUAGUCCCAUUUGCCAUUCGUCAGUGCUCCUCAGUGGUUUGUGUUGUAAUGUUGUGUCCAGUUAUGCCCGACAAGCAUGCUAGCUGAUAAGACUUCCGAUGUCUAUAUCAGGACUGCAUGGGCUAACGCUGAAGUCGCUCUAGCUCAAAUAAACAAGGGUAAGGCCGAAGGAUCGAGGACAGCCAUCUGGGUUAGGAGCCGUAUUCAAGCAGAACUAUUUCAUCUUGGCUGCCUCGUCUACUGCCACCCGGGAAAAGUCAUCUUUGUUGCCAUCCUUCUUCUAGCAUCGUUUUGUGUUGGUUUGAAAAGUGCCGUUUUCCAUUCCAGAAUCGAACAACUAUGGGUAGAAGAAGGAGGCAAUGUAGAAAAGGAACUAAGAUAUAGGACUGCUACGUUAGGAGAGACUGGGUCCAGUAUUCAUCAACUAGUUAUACAGACUGCCAAAGAUUCAGAUGCUUCGGUACUGCACCCGUAUAGUUUGUUGAAACAUGCUGAAGUUGUUAAAAUUGCAAUUUCGUUGUCCGUGAAUUUAUUUGACAUCACAUGGAGGUUAAAAGAUCUGUGUUAUUCUCCUAGCAUUACAAAUUUUGAUGCCCACUUCAUAGAUCAAAUAUUUGAAAACAUUAUUCCAUGUGCAAUAAUUACACCGUUGGAUUGUUUUUGGGAAGGAUCUAAAUUAUUAGGCCCAGAUUAUCCAGUCAACAUACCUGGUCUUGGAUCAAAAGUUUACUGGACAAAUCUUAACCCUCAGAAACUCCUUGAAACUGCAAAAACUUUUGAAAUUGGGUUCCCUUAUGACACCUUGGAACAACAUAUGAAAAGAGCAGGAAUAAGUACAGGGUAUCAAGAAAAACCAUGUCUCAAUCCUUUAGAUGAAGAAUGCCCUAGUUCUGCUAGUAACAAGAAGAGUCAAAAGCCACCAAAUAUAGGGGCUGAGUUAACUGGGGGAUGUUAUGGAUUUGCAGCAAAAUAUAUGCACUGGCCUGAAGAAUUAAUUUUAGGUGGUAUUAAACGAAACAAGACUGGACAUAUCCAAAAGGCUCAAGCUCUUCAAACUGUUGUUCAGUUAAUGGGAGAAAAAGAGUUGCAUGAGUUUUGGUCGGAUACUUAUAAAGUGCACUAUGUUGACUGGAGUCAAGAAAAAGCUGCUUUAGUCCUUGAAACAUGGCAAAAGUCCUUUUCUAAGGAAAUUCAUCGUUUAAUGGGAAAAGGAAACAGUACAUCCCCUUACAAUAUGUAUGCUUUUUCGUCAGCAACAUUAAAUGACAUUUUACACCGUUUUUCACAAAUUAACAUAAACAAAAUUGCUUUUGGAUAUGUAUUAAUGUUAUUGUAUGCAGCAGCUUCUUUAUUGAGGUGGAAUGACCCAGUGAGAUCACAGUGUGCACUUGGUGUUGCUGGUGUAAUUCUUGUAUCAGUUACUGUAGCUGCAGGGCUUGGUUUUUGUGCAGUACUUGGAAUAGCUUUCAAUGCAUCUACCACUGAGAUUGUUCCUUUUUUGGCUUUGGGGUUAGGAGUUGAUGAUAUGUUUCUCUUAACCCAUACUUAUGCUGAACAAGCUGGAAAUAAUACCCCACCAGAAGAGCAAACAGGAUUUUUACUUAAGAAAACUGGCCUUAGUGUUCUACUGACAUCAUUGAGCAACAUGUGUGCCAUGUUUGCCGCUGCUUUAAUACCAAUUCCAGCUCUUCGAGUCUUUUCUUUACAGUCUGCAGUGCUUGUACUAUUUAAUUUAGCGUCUGCACUGCUUGUUUUCCCAGCGAUUGUAAGUCUUGAUUUGAGGCGUAGAGGCUCUGGGAGAUAUGACAUGCUCUGUUGUUGCUUGCCACCACAAAAUUAUGCUGGUACGUGCACCCAAAAAACUAAAGGGCCAGCUUGCAAACAGCAAGCUAUUACUCGCGCACUUCCUCCAGAUCGUCAGCAAACUGUGACAAUGUUGGCACCUAAGAAAACUUGUAAAGUAAGCAGUCAAAAUGAAGAAAAACCAAACAAGACGGAAAGCAAUGGUGAAAUAUGUGAACUACUGUUUGAUGGAAAUCUGUCGUUGUCAACAAUUGGAUCAUGUUACUCUAAAUUCAUCAUGAAGCCUCAGAUCAAAAUCAUUUCCACAAUAUUGUUCAUUGUUGUAUUGAUAAUAAGUGUCUGGGGAUUACUAAGGAUCACGGAUGGGCUGGACCUUAAAGAUAUUGUACCUCAGGAUACAAAUGAGCACGAAUUCCUUAAUGCUCAGACCAAAUAUUUUGGAUUUUACAAUAUGUAUGCUGUUUCACAUCGAGAUUUCGAAUAUCCCACUAACCAGAAGCUUCUAUAUGAAUAUCAUGAAGCUUUCAUGCGUGUGGAGAGUAUAGUUAAAAAUGAUAAUGGAGGGCUUCCGCCAUUUUGGUUGAGCAUGUUUCGAGAUUGGUUAAUAGAAUUACAAUUGGCUUUUGAUCGAGAUUGGAAAAAUGGGAAAAUUACACAGGAACGAUGGUAUUCGAAUGCUUCAGAUGAAGGAAUACUAGCUUAUAAACUUCUUGUCCAAACUGGGCAUGUAGAUAAUCCAAUAGAUAAGUCCCUAAUUACCCAAGUGAAAUUAGUCGACUCUGAAGGAAUCAUCAAUCCGAAAGCUUUUUAUAACUAUUUAUCAGCUUGGGCGACGAAUGACGCUUUAGCUUAUGGAGCUUCUGCUGCUAAUCUUUAUCCCAACCCAAGGGAAUGGCACCAUGUAGCAACAGACUUUGAUUUAAAAAUUCCCAAAAGUGCUCCAUUGAAAUACACACAAUUGCCGUUUUAUUUGCACGGUUUAAAGGACACUGCUGCUAUAACAAAAGCGGUCACACAAGUGAGAGAAAUAUGCCAAAAAUUUGAAGAGCGUGGUGUGCCUAAUUUCCCGUCAGGAAUUCCAUUUCUGUUUUGGGAGCAAUAUAUUCAUUUGAGACAAUCAUUAGGCUUAGCACUUUUAUGUGCUUUGACAUCAGUAUUUAUUGUUAUUUCCGUAUUGCUGGUCAAUCCUUGGACUGCUGCAUUGAUAGUUUUUAUGCUGGCUGGGAUGAUACUUCAACUCCUUGGAAUUAUGGGUGCACUUGGAAUCAAAUUGAGCGCAAUACCUGCAGUACUCUUAAUAAUAGCGGUUGGACUUGGCGUUCAUUUUACUGUACACCUUUGUCUUAGUUUUGUAACUUCAAUUGGCAACCGGGAAAGAAGAUCUAUAAUGGCUGUGAAACAUAUGUUCUCUCCAAUUGUGCACGGUGCACUAACGAUGCUUCUUGCGAUAGUCAUGUUAGCAUUUUCUGAAUUUGACUUCAUCGUGAGAUAUUUCUUUUAUAUAUUAUUGGCAUCAGUUGGAGUUGGUUUAAUCAAUGGUCUUGUCUUUCUCCCUACAUUGUUGUCUCUCAUAGGACCAGAAGCAGAAGUUAGACCGUUUACUCAUGAAAAUAGAAUUUCUACACCGUCCCCUGAACCUCUUCGUAAGGUCAGGCCAGUAUCAUAUAGGAAUAGUGCAGCCCCGCCAAGAAGAGCGACAAGUGGUGGUCAGUGUCAUAGGGAACCUUCUUUAACGACAAUUACUGAAGAAGCAUCCUGGCAUUCUACUACACAUGAAAUUAUAGUUGAGCCUGAGUUUGUUGUUGAAACAACCACAUGUACUCAUCCUCAUAAUGGCAAUGGUGGAAGCAAUAAAUCUUCGUGUGGUCAGCAUUCUUGGAGCCAACACUCCGAUCCACAACCACAAUCUACCCCUCACAUUACAACCAAAGUAACCGCAACUGCAAAACUGAAAGUUGAAGUUCAUACUCCAAUCGGUACAGUAGAUAGUUGUAAAACACGGCGAAGUCGACGGACGAGUAAAGAUUCUAGUUCAAGUUCGGAUUCUGACAUAGGAAAUCGAAUAUAAAUAUUUUAAGAUGAAUGAAGAAUUAUAAUGUACCUGGUUACCUUAGAUUUAGUGUGUUACAACCCAACAGCGCAGAGCUCAUCCUACUCUUACCUUUAGUCAAAUUGGCAUGAUUUAAAUCAUGCACGUAUUCAAACUAUCAUUGUUAACAUUACCAGACUUUACUCAUGUUAGGCAUUAAUAUAACUGGCAGACUGUCAUUCCUAGUUAUUAAAAUAAGCAGUUCCUUGUGGAAGUUGGAAAUAAAAUGUUAAUUUAUUUAAAUUAUAGAAUUCCCAAAUGGCUGUGGUUUGGUUGGUUUAAUGUUAGGUACCAAAGUAAAUAAAACAUUCCACCAUGUCAGCCUUUUAUAUAUUUCACAAUGUGAAUGUCAUUUAAUUUUUAUUUGUAUUAAAAUUAUAAACAAUUUUAAUAAUCUGUUUGAAUUAAGGAGCAGAAUUAAGAAAAAGGCAUCAAUUGUGUAAAAUUUAGAUAGUAUAUUCGAGCAGAAUCAGCUCAGCGAUCUUUUUCAUUUACAAAUAAAUUAUAAAUACAGAACCGUGACACUUAUAGAAUCAUUUGUCUCGAAACAAAACUAUAAAAAGCCAGAGAACCAUAUUUAUCUUAUUCAACAAAAUUUCUGAUUAUAUCAAAGUAUUACUCAAGAUAAUUCCCUCAUAUACUUAAAUAGACAUAUCAUAUUUCUUUAGUCAUUAAUAAUUUAUAAAAUUGUAAAUUUGUUGUUUUUAUUUAUUUUUGUGUUAAUAUGUUAUUAUUUAAUUAUUUAUAUUAGACAUAGUUGUAGUAAUAUUCUUGCCAUAUUGUUAAAAAUUGGAAAAGUAACUUAUUUAUACUUUUGCUACAAAUGCCAGUUGUUUCCUAAUAGUUAAAUUGAAUUGGAAUUAAGAACAAAUUGCUCAUGGAGUAUUCUUUGUAUAGUAAUUAUGUAAAGAGUGUAACAUAUACCAUUUAUAAACAAAA
Molecule: messenger RNA, 4843 nt
Organism: Cimex lectularius (bed bug)
Lineage: Eukaryota; Metazoa; Arthropoda; Insecta; Hemiptera; Cimicidae
Gene: ptc
Product: protein patched
Exons: 21
Coding region: 89-3883 (1264 amino acids)
Biological process (GO): smoothened signaling pathway
Cellular component (GO): plasma membrane
Molecular function (GO): hedgehog receptor activity; smoothened binding; hedgehog family protein binding
Source: RefSeq, a predicted model, not a curated record